UAAUCGGGCUCACAAGUAUGUCGGACAACUAUGAUAAUGAGAAUAGCGAGAGCUUCCAGAAGGCCGCCUCAGGAGCCUCCCUCUCUUACCCCGUUCAAUGUUCAUCACUCCGCAAGAAUGGAUUCGUUCUUAUCAAGGGUUUCCCUUGCAAAAUAGUGGAGAUGUCAACGUCAAAAACGGGAAAGCACGGAGGCGCAAAGGUGCACCUAGUCGGGAUUGAUAUUUUUAACGGAAAGAAAUACGAAGAGUUGUGCCCGUCAACACACAACAUGGAAGUCCCAAACGUAGUGAGGACCGAUUGCCAGCUCAUCGACAUUCACGACGACAACUUCGUCUCCCUUCUCCUCGACGAUGGGUCAACUAAGGACGAUCUAUCGCUCCCAACCGGAGAACUCGGCGAAAACAUCAAAAAUGCCUUCGAAAGCGGUAAGGAUUUGUUGGUUAAUGUACAAUCUGCCAUGGGACAAGAGGCGAUCAUCUCGUUCAAGGAAAACACCAACAACCGAUAACUGUUUGCAUGUUCAAUUGCUGAACCGCAAGAAGACGGUGGUCGCAAAUAAAUUAAGGUCCUACCUCGAAAAA
This is a messenger RNA of Schistocerca gregaria, 582 nucleotides long. RefSeq lists its product as uncharacterized. The record is from RefSeq and is a predicted model, not a curated record. The coding region runs from base 18 to 509 and encodes 163 amino acids. NCBI's taxonomy places the organism in Eukaryota, Metazoa, Arthropoda, Insecta, Orthoptera, Acrididae. Gene Ontology annotation, molecular function: ribosome binding; translation elongation factor activity; RNA binding. Gene Ontology annotation, biological process: positive regulation of translational termination; positive regulation of translational elongation. The transcript has 6 exons.